GGCAUACCGCGAACGCCCAUACCGUGGAUGAGCGAAUUGAUAUGCAGGCGCAUUUGGACGCUGUAAGAUUCUACUACGAUUUAAUCAGGAAUUUUGACGCGUCUCCUGUCGCUGCUUUUGAUGGUCAGACUGAGGUUGGAGAACUAUAACAAUAAUAACGCUGGGAUGUAUUCAAAACGACUGAACGGGUGUUGAGUAAGUUUUGAAGAGCGAGAAAUUGGUGCACAUAAAAAGCAAGAAUACGAUCCAAAAAAUACGAUCAUGAACCUUAUGCAGAGUUUAAAGAGCAACCAUUACGUAAUCGGUUGAUUCGGCCAUGUUCAUUACAUAAGCAUAGUGAUAAGGUUUCCCGGCGCACGUCAGUGGCUUAGAUAAGGUUAAAUUGCCGCGGCUCACCACCUGCAGAUCCGUUGAAAUCCGAUGCGAUAAAGAUUUCCUAGGGCUGUCAGCGCUCUCCAAGCUCUUGCCUAGGUCCAUCUUCUCGGAAUGCUCAUGGAUUAUACAAGAUUGAUAGGCAACAUAGAGGCAUGAUGGUAUAAAUUUUGUAUCAUGCCUGUUUUCCCUUCGUUUGCCCCGCCGUCAAGUUUUCGCCUUGGCUUGCGGGCGAUCACUGGCAACUCCGGCAACUCACUAAUUUCCUCGGCCGCUCGCUCAUUUUCGACGAGAUACCACCCCACCAUACUAUGCUCCCAUUAUAGCAGUAGAGGGGCUAUAAAUCGUCCGAGAAUUACAACGAAUUAUUUUCCGCAUAUUGUCUCGCCCCGUAUACCCAUUCGAACGUUUAGAUUCCGCGCGAUCACCGAGUACGUGAGACUACCGGAUUCCUACGAGGAUCGCAAAGGACUGCCAUUUCGAAAAGAGGAUCUUAGCCAAAGGGAUGUUAACAAGAUUUUUGGGGCACACCUCGAAGCACCGGAAGCGAAUAGACUUCUGAGGGUAUUGCACGGGCGCCGAGUAGCGGGGACUCUGGAGGACCCGAGCCUUAAAGUGAAUACCACCUACUUCAGUAAUGCGGAUCAAGAAAAAGCACUGAAAUACUUGCGCGAUAAUAUCCCCGUAGAUGAAGUUAUAAAUGCUGGCCUACGUGCUGAAGAUGAGCUUAAAUAUCUAGAGGCGCAAGAGAAGGGCGAUGAUAAACCCGAGGAGCAAUUCGAAGAAACCGGUCACCAAGACCCACCGUCUGACGAGGUGGUGGAAAAGGUCGAGGUGCCAACUGGACGACUUCCGAUGCCUAAAAGUGACUCACCGUAUGGUGUGGGCUCGUUCGAUCGAAUCCGUGCCGAGAACAUUGCGAAGCGUGAAGCGGAAGAGAAACGACUUGAAGCGGAACGGAUAGACCGUGAGAGAGAAGAGGCGUUAGGCAAUAUUGGCACCUUACAAACUAUCGAACAAAAACCGAGGGAGUUAAGUCCACGUAUGAAGAAGUGGAGGGAACGCGGGACCUCUGACUUGAAGGAGUUUCCGAACAUGAAACCUUGGGAACGUCUACUUCCCUCUCUAGCCAUGACACUAUUGGUUUUAGGAGGCUGUGUUGCAUAUGCCACCAUGUAUACAGCUCCUAAGAAAUCGGGAAGAAUAUGGCCGGAUAUCCCUCCUGCCGCCGCGACCUGUCUUGCUCUUAUCGGAAUUAAUUUGACGAUUUGGUGCCUAUGGAGGGCGCCACCGGUAUGGCCUAUCUUGAACCGAUACUUCAUCUUAGUGGCUGCAACGCCGCGGCCCCUUCAGUUGAUUGGUGCUAUGUUCUCACAUCACCACUUUAACCAUGUUGCUCUAAAUAUGGUCGCGCUUUGGUUCUUCGGCACUCGACUCCACGAUGAAGUUGGUAGGGGAAACUUUCUUGCUAUAUACUUGACUUCCGGAGUUCUAGGUUUCAUGACAAGUCUAGCAAAUCUGGUACUUAUCAGAGGGUUAGAGUUCACAACCCUUGGGGCGUCAGGAGGGAUUUACGGUAUCGUCGGCGCAUUUUUCUGGCUGCAUAGGUAUGAUGAGUUCAAACUAUUCGGGUACCCACCCGAUCCGAUGUCUGGUCCACAAGGGUUGGCAUUUCUCGGGUUGAUUUUGGGCAUGCAUAUUGUCCCGUUGCUCUCAAGGUCAAAGAAGAUGAAUAAUUUAGAUAUAGCGUCGCAUAUAGGAGGUAUGGUGGCUGGUGUGGCCAGUGCAGACCUCGUAAAGAGGCAUAUGGAUCAUAAGGCGAGGCUCCGUGCCGAGAAGCUGAAGACCAUGGGCGCUCUAGAGAAGGUUGUGCUGAUUAAGGAUAAAGAUCCGCAAAAAACGGCUCGAUUGCCUGCUGGGCGUUGAGCAAUGUGAAGAUACGAAAACAAAAAACAAAAAUAUUGAAUUCCAGGUAUUGCUUUUGUACAUAUAUAGAUACCUGAGGCUGAAAAUACGCCACUAUAUACUACUUGUACAAAAUUGCAUUCUGAGUAUUGUUCUUAG
Messenger RNA from Hypoxylon trugodes, 2436 nucleotides. Its product is annotated as rhomboid-domain-containing protein. The transcript has a single exon. Gene Ontology annotation, molecular function: serine-type endopeptidase activity. Gene Ontology annotation, cellular component: membrane. NCBI's taxonomy places the organism in Eukaryota, Fungi, Ascomycota, Sordariomycetes, Xylariales, Hypoxylaceae. The record is from RefSeq and is a predicted model, not a curated record. The coding region runs from base 550 to 2298 and encodes 582 amino acids.